Molecule: messenger RNA, 2712 nt
Organism: Tarenaya hassleriana
Lineage: Eukaryota; Viridiplantae; Streptophyta; Magnoliopsida; Brassicales; Cleomaceae
Product: putative WEB family protein At4g17210
Exons: 2
Coding region: 178-1746 (522 amino acids)
Source: RefSeq, a predicted model, not a curated record
ACAGAAGGAAUGAGUUAAUACUCUGAUGUCUAAAAAUAGAAUCCUUAAGGGCAGGCAAAAUAAGGACUUAUGAGGCGCAAACCGUGGGGACCCUCUUGUUUCCAUUAUCAACAAUAGGAUAACCGAAAAGAAACACAAUUUGAUGUUUCUGGUUGAAGAGGGAAACAAGAGGAGGAAAUGAUAAGAGCCGAUCCUCAGCGGCCAAAGGCAACGGAGACAGAGGUAGGAGAGAUCGACAGCAGACCUCCCUUUCAGUCCGUCAAAGCCGCUGUUAGCCUCUUCCGUGAUGUUACCCUCCCCAGAUCACGCUUCCUCUCCUCCGAGGAUAUGUCGGAGAAGGAGACUCAGUUGAUGUUAGCAGAGCAAGAAAUGGAAAGAGUCCAGCAGAGUCUGGAGACCUCCCAAGCCGCAAAAGCUCGUGCCCUCACCGAUCUGGAGUCAGCCCAGAGAAGAGCUGUGAAUUUGAGAGCUAAGGUAGACACCGCAGAAAAAUCCAAGCAAUUCGCACUCCAUACAAAAGAAGCCAUGAAUCAACGUUUAGAGCAACUUGAGAUUGAACAGUCCUGCUGCACUGCACAACAAAACGAUGAAUUGGGUAGCACCAGAGAGAAUUACAUUUUGGUUGCUGCUGAUCUGGACAUGGCCAAGCAAGAGCUCGCAGAGGUAAGGCAUCAAUUCAAACUUUCCAUGGAAGCUAAGCUAGCCGACCUCCAAAAAGCAGAGGAUGAGUUGUUCCAGGCCAUGGUUAACUCUGAGAGGAUCAAAGGCAUGUCGAAUGAGAUUUCAGAGAUGAAUGCUGCUAUUGAUCGUUUGAAGUUUGAGGCUCAGACGAAGACAGCGGAAGCAGAAAAGAUAGCUGAGGAGAGCAUCGCUGUAAGAGAAACAUAUGCGGCUAUGAAUCAAGAAGCAGCGGAUAGACUGGAGGACCUCAGGCAUGAUUAUGAUCCUCAACUGAGGAAAAAUAUGGAAGAAAGGCUAGCCGAGAUUUCUGCAGACAUAGAGGGUUUACAGGAGGAAAUUAAACACGCACAAUCCAUUAAACUAAGAGAUGAACUGAAUGAGGCUAAGAGUGUGAUGCAACAAAUUUCAGAUGAAGAACGUUCAUACAAAAGCUUGGUGAGUUCAGUCAUGAUGGAGUUGGAUCGUGUGCAGAAGCAGAACAGAGAACUGAAGGGAAAAGAAGCUGAAAGACAAGAGUUUGAAGAACGAGAGUGGCUCGAAGCAAGCCGUAAGGUUGAGGAAAUACUGUCUGAAGCUGAGAAAACAAGAAAGGAUGCAGAAGAGAUGAAUAAGAAUGUGCAAGAGCUCAGGCGAGAAGCCGAGGCGACACGGUCAGUCAUGACUGAAGCCGUGAAGCAGCUUGAAGUUGUUCUGAGAGCGGUUGAGAAAGCUAAAGGCGCAGAGAAGAGGGCUAUGGAGGACAUGAGAGUUCUAGCUGAGAAACAGGAGAGUCUGACGCAUGAAUCUGAUAAGAAGAUUAGAAUCUCAUUGCAAGAUUUUGAGGAUUUGAGAGGAAAACGAGAGGAAUCAGAGAGGUUGGUUGAGUUUAAAGCUGAAACUGUUGCAGCUCAGCUUGAAGGGAUUGAAGAAAGCAGAAUUGAAGCUGAGAAGAAGUUAGAGGCUAACCUGAAAGCUUUGGAAGAGAUACAGGCUGCGACAGUUAUUGCUUUGAGAUCAGCAGAGAUUGCAGAGGCUGCACACAGCGCAGUGGAUGCUGAACUUCGAAAAUGGAAACCAGAGGCAUGAUGAUAAUAGGUACUCAAGAUGCUUAGGUGCUUAGGGUAAAGAAAAGAAUCUGCAGAUUUUUCUUCUGAUUUCUGAACACGUAGUUAGGCACAGAGCAGGCCUAUGGUGGUCUGCCCUUCAUAGUUCUUCUGGCUAGAAGGUCCGUAUCAAGCACAGAGAAGGAUUUUCAGAUCAAGAAAGCCUUUUUCUACCUUCUUUUUUUCCUUUUACAACUAGUUAAUCUUUUGACUGCGUGCCCAGAGAGAGCUUUUGGACACAUUUACUCUUUCCAGCUAAGCCAUGCAGAAUGCGAGCUACACUACGGUGCAUGAAACUCACUUCUUCAAAGUGCAUAUUACAUAUAGAAACUAUGGAGAUGCUGAAGAGAAAUUCCUUUUCUCAUGGCCUCAACUUGUAGCUGAGAAAAUGUUCAGCCAUCACCGAUUCAUCGUCAUCGUCCUGUUAUUCAUCACGGGUGACGAGACGUUUGUGGUUCUUGAAUUUCUGCAGUUCUGACUCUCUCCAUGCCUUCAGUGGAAUGAUCCAUGCUUUUAGGGUCCUGCUUGUUCCCUGGAUGGGGGAUUGAUGCUUGAUGAAGUCGUAAAGCUGCUGAUCCAGAGAAAAACAGUACACAUUUUGGGUGGUGAACUCAUAAUCUACAUAAAACACGAGACUUGAAGGUAAACUCGUUCAAUUUCACCUCAAGAUCGUAAGAAGAAUGUGAAUGCACCUUCAAGAACUCAGCCCUUGUGCUCUCUUGUAAAAGAGGUAAAUUUUCAAGCUUUGCCUGUUUGGUUAGUAUUAACACAAAAACAAAAGUGUGGAGGUGACACCCAGAGAGAUGGAGUGAGUGUCUGAAAGAAAAGAAAAUUACCUUCCAAGAGGCAGAGUAUAUAUGGAGAAUUCACAGCGUAAUAUGUAUUUGUCUUUUAUAGCUCAGAUCAUCAAUGGACGAUUUGAUUGUAAGUAAAAUGUAUCCACAUGGGA